This is a messenger RNA of Macrosteles quadrilineatus (aster leafhopper), 3520 nucleotides long. RefSeq names its product solute carrier family 66 member 3. The record is from RefSeq and is a predicted model, not a curated record. NCBI's taxonomy places the organism in Eukaryota, Metazoa, Arthropoda, Insecta, Hemiptera, Cicadellidae. The transcript is spliced from 4 exons. The coding region runs from base 210 to 836 and encodes 208 amino acids.
GAACGACGACUGUCAAAAUAAGCUAGUUCUAACCUUAUUCUAGUUUUGAAUUGCCAGGCUAAGAGGCUAUAGAUAGGUUUUAUUACUAUUCAAUAUUCAAGGUGAACCAGGGUACCUGUAGUGUAGGAUUUAGAGGACAUCCUCUUUUGUAAUAAUGUUUUCUGUAGCCUCCUUCGCAUUUUAAUAGCGUACUUGAGAAAUACUUCACUAUGGAUAUUCUUAAACUAUUUUCAGAUUUUUUAAGUAUUAUCACAAUUUCUUCAUGCUUGAUUAUCAAGUUUCCACAGAUACUUAGCAUUCACAGAUUAAAAUCUGCUAGUGGUAUAAACAUUUAUGGGUUACUUCUAGAAUUAGCAAGCUAUACCACAACUACAUGCUACAACUAUGUGAACGAGUAUGCUGUUUUGAAUUACCUGGAGUACCCCAUAAUUAUUGUUCAAGAAUAUAUUUUAAUAUUUUUGGUUUUGAAGUACAAAAAUUCUCUAAAUUCUAGAACAUAUCUGCUGACAUUUUUAUACUUUGCUCUAACUCUAGGAUUUACAUCCAAAAUUAUCCCACCAUCAGUGUUGACCUUUAUCAUUCCGCUGUGCACGCCGGUGUCACUGAGCAGCAAGGCCCUACAGUUAUGGGAGAUCCUCAGCACUCGUAACGCAGAUUCUGUCAGUAUAGUCACCUGGCUCAUAUCUGCAUUCACCAACUUCACUCGUGUUUUUACCAUUUCCAUGGACUCCGCUGACAAAAUUCUGCUGACUAACUUCAUCUUGUCAGGAGCUUUGAGUUCCUGUAUAGCUCUGGCUACAAAGUAUUUCCAAAACCAAACAAAAAAACAAGACUAAGGCGAGAAAUACCAGUUGAAAAAUGGGAACAGGUGGGAUUGAUGUUUCCUUAAAGGUGCCCUAUUUUUUUAUCGAAAACUGGCAAAAUAAUUUCUAUAAAAGUAAUUUAUUAAUUUGUAUAUAAUAUAGUAGGCCUACUAUACAUUUUGAAGUUUAUUGUGAUACAUAGGCCUAACAUGAUUAAUCAAAAGUUUCCGGGAGUCAAUUAUUUUUUGCUUGCAUUAAAAUGAUUCUAUCUAUGUAUCUUUGUAAAUCAUACUACUGUACCUGUUGCUCGAAUUUGAGCAAUUGCGAAGUAUUACAGGCGUUAUUUUAAAACGAAUAACAGUCAUAAUUUCAGAUGACUUUAAAAGAGUUGACUCAAAGAUUAUAGAAAUACUCACAAUGUACUUAUCAGUUCGAUGUAAUCAAUAUUUAUUGUAAAGCCCCCCACACACUACCGACCAGACCGUCUGGUCUGGCGUCUGGCACUUGUCUUAUCGUGUGUGGGGCUGUCUGCAGACCGAUUUUCUCGGACCAGACUGUCUGCGUGUCUGAUGGUUGCAACCCUCAGACCACAGACGGUCUGAGGUUCCCCCACCACUAUUUUUGUCUGGUCUGUGAGUGUGUAGCGCUGUCUGUCAGAUGGCCGACCAUCGAGACAGUCUUCAUCCAUUUGUUGGAGUUCUCAACACAGUGUCUCAAUUACGAAUGUUGGAAUGUCUGGUCUGGGAGUGUGUAGAGCCGUCCAAGACGGUCUGUUUGCAGCCAGACGGUCUGGUCUGGUAGUGUGUGGGGGGCUUAAAUAUCUUAUCAUUUUUCAAAAGCUGAUCUUAAUGUUUUUUAGUGUUUUCUACAAAUGUUCCCCACUCAUAGCUGAAUUAGGUUGUCCAUAAUAACGAUUAUAAAUUCUGAAAACAACAUUAUUUCUAUUUCUUCUACUUGGUGGUGUUCUAUGACUUUCCCAUGUUUCCAUAGUUUGCAAAUCGGCUCUUUCAAUUCUUGGUCAAGAAAUGCAGCACAUUGUUAAUUCAGUUUUUUUUUUGUUUAUAAUUAUUAAUUUUUAGUAUAUAGUAAAUUGUCCAGGCUUAAUCGCUUUUGUCCAUUGUAAUAUUUACGUCAACCCAAAUUCAAAUAGUAAAUAUUCCAUUUGAACCAAGUCAGUAAAUGUUCGUAGGACACGUUUCUUUAAAUUAAUGCAACUAAAAUAUUAACAGCAAUUAAAUUGUCCAGCUGAUCAUAAUAUAUACAAAUAUGUUCUUCAUAAAGAUAACAUGGGAACUUUAAAAGCCCCUGGGGUAGAGCCCAAGGGACUUUUUCAAAAAUUUAAGGUCAGUUUGCAAAUCUGCACACCUAGACGAACAUUUUGGUAUAAAAUAUGUGGGGUUAAAUGUUUAAUGUAGCGUAUUAAUAAUAUAAAAAGAUGUUAUUAGAAAAGAAUUGUCUCAGACCAAACUUAAAAUUUCAUAUUAUAUGUUUGUCAAAGACAAAUACAAAAUGUUGUACUGAUAGAAAAAACCUUUGGCAGUCAAAAUUGGUAUCUCAGUAAUUUUUGAAACUAAUUUGUUGAGGGCUAAUUUUUUUAUAUUGAAAUUUUGAAAAAUAUUGGUAAAGGUUGGAUCAUUUGUUAAUUCAGAUAAAGGCAUUCAGAUAUUUGAAUAACUUAACUAAAACAGCAAAGCGUGUCAAUUUAUCCUAACUCCUUAAUACAGUGUUCUAAAAAGUUUACAAAUAAAAAAAAGCUUAUUCGCUAUUUGGGAAAUUUGCUAAAAUCAAUUGCCUUGAGUAGUUCUAAUUGUGCAGUAUAAAGGCAUAAAUAUCUGUAUCAAAGGCACUCAUUAAAGUUAACUUCUAAAGGCUUUUUCAAAAAAAAGAUUAGGAUGAAAUUUGAAAUUAAGUAUAUGUGAGGAGUAGCAGUUAAUGCAUGAACCACCACGUAAAAAUUGUCCAGAAUUUGUAAAGCAAAAUUUAAAUGCUUUCUUUAAACUAACCAGGAGGAUUAGAUGAUGUCCAUGAAAGAUCACCAGCUAUUAACUCCUUAAUAAUGAGCCGUUUAAAAUGGCUUUUAUAAUACUAAACUUCAACUAAUAAAUUAACCAUCUAAAUUUUUCAUGUUUUGUGAAAUUGAAAUUCAGAAUGAUCUGACAACCUCCAGACUGAAAAUAAAAUUAAACAUCUAAAGCAUUUGCAUUGCUGUAAUGUACAAUUUUAUGGAAUAUUGUGCUUUUCAAAAGUGUAAUUUUAAAAAAUUUAAGGGUGUGGUAAGGAAUUGUUCAUUUUCUUACUGUAAAAUGUAUUUUGUAGUAUUAUGAGAGGAAUCUGUCACAAUUAUUACCAUUCGAAUUUUAGAAUUUGAAAAGCCAUUUCAAAUUUGUGUUUUAGUUUCUCAAUAGUAUGAGUGUAAUGUGUUAAAAGGAAAUCCCAGAAAAACCUUAUCAAUGUUUACAGGGUUGCUUAGAAUGGUAUUAUUUAAUUUAUUUUUUAUUAAUAUUCAAUGUUUUCUGUUAUGUGUUUGUACCAGUGUACUUGUCCAUAGCUUUCUUGGUUUUAUUUCAUCCAUAAAAUAUAAAAGCUAUUUUAUUUAUUGAUUAUGUUGUCAUUGUGUCUGCAGCUAUUUUAUAUUAUUUGUCUUUAAAUUAUAUGUUUUAAUGUUUUUGUUAUAAUAUUGUUAUUGUACAAGCUGUGCAAAUAAACCACUUUUCCAA